GCAUAUGUGUUACAUUAAUUUCAUUUUCCAUCAAUGUGCCAUUGAUAAUCAAAAUCAUGGCAACUAUUUCAAGUCGUAAAGAAUCUACCAAUCAGAUAUAUUCAAAUCCAAAUUCCGGUGAAAUAAAACAACAACAUAAACAUGAACAACAUGAAUAUUGUUUUCAUCGACACCGGAGACGGAAACAAAUCAUCAAUGUACAGAAAUCAUCUACAACAUCAUUAUCAUUAGAUUAUUAUCAAUUGAAAAUAAAUUGCAAUCAUUUUAAAAGAUUAAUGGAUAAGAAUGAUGAUUAUGAAAAAUAUUCAAAAUUUAGUCAUCAUUCGAAUCCAUUAUUGUACAACGGUGAAUCAACUAGGCAACUAUUUUUAUUUUUGAUUCUUUUUCUGUUAACAUUUUAUUCAACGAUUGUUAUGACUGCAGCUAAUUUCGUUCCACCAGUAGAAGAUUUACGAAUACAAGUAUUAAGCGGUAAACAAGUGGAAUUAGAAUGGAAAACACCCGAUGUAAUGAUCGAUUCUGUUUUAUCAAAUAUUGAUGGCUAUAAAGUGACCGUAGUACCAAAAGAACCGAUGGCCGAACAUGAUUUUCGUCCAUAUCAAUUGGAUGUAUCCAUUAAUGAUCGUUUACCAUUAUCUAUACGAAAUCUUACUGCCGGUGGUACUUAUGAAAUUUUCGUAUCAGUCAUAUCAAAUGGACGACAAUCACGUAAUGAAUCAGUUACGUUCACAACUAAACCAAAUACUCCUGGUCGUUUUAUUGUUUGGUUCCGUAAUGAAACUACUUUAUUAGUUUUGUGGCAACCUCCCUAUCCAUCUGGUAUAUUUGAUCAAUACAAAGUAUCGAUCUUUCCACAAGAUGCUCAUCAAUCGAUAUUGUUCGUGAAGAAAGAAUCUGAUCCACCGGGUCCUGUACAAACAUCUUUUGAUGGACUGAUACCAGGACGAAUCUACAAUAUAACCGUACAAACUGUUAGUAGAAAUCAGAUAUCUGAUCCAACCGAAGCUCAAUAUCGUACAGUUCCAUUGUCACCAUCGAAUCUUUCAUUCAAUCGAGCUACUGUUACGUCAACUUCUUUUGAUGUUAUUUGGGAUCCACCAAUUGGUGAAUGUGAAUUUGAUCGUUAUCAAAUAUCGAUUGGUCUGAAGAAUGUAUCACCUAAAAUGGUAUUCAAAGAUGAUCUACGAAUCGUUCGUUUUUCUGAUGAAGGAUUACAGCCAGGUGAAACCUAUGAAGUGACCGUUAAAACCGUUUCUGGUAAUGUCAUUUCUUCGGCUAUUGCAACCAACAUAACCACUCGUCCAUUACCAGUGUUGGAUUUAAAAUCUGAUCCAGAUAAAUAUUCUGGAAUUCAUCUUUCUUGGCGCCCCGAUAAUCAUUCUCGUCAAGAUUCAUUCAUAAUUACCUAUCAUGAAUUGGAUGCAUUUAAUUCCGAUGCAGCUAUCGAAGUGACGAAAGACACUUAUGUACAUUUAUCCAAUUUAUUAGCUGGUCGAAAUUAUUCGAUUUCUGUGGCUGCUAUAUCGAAUAAUGUUUAUUCAGAUUAUGUGGUAAUAUCACAACCAACUAAACCAGCAUCACCAGUAAUUGGUGUACUUGAACCAAUAUCAGGUCGUACAUUGAAUAUUAGUUGGAAAUGGGAUGUAACUAGUAAACAAGAUUCAUAUAAAAUAAUUUGGAUACGAAACGAUACGAAAGAGAAAAAAGAACGUAUCAUACGUUCGAAUUGGGCUGUACUUGAAGAUCUUUAUCCGGGUGCUAUUUACGAAAUAUCUGUCUAUGCCAUUAGCCAUGGAUUGAUCAGUGAUCCACAUUCAUAUUUUCAGACGAUAUUUCCUCGACCACCAGAAGCACUACAUGUAGCACAGCAUACGAAUUCUUCAUUAAUGUUAUCAUGGUCAGCUCCGAUCGAUUCAUUAGUCGAUCAUUAUAUCGCAAGAUAUCGUCCAACCAGGCAAACUGUUUGGCGUGAUUUAGGCAUUGUGAAUACAACAUCGAUGGAGAUUAAAAAUCUUGUUGCCGGUGAAAUGUACACUGUACGUGUAUCAUCCGUAUCGAAUCGUGCUGAAAGUCCAGACAUACGUGAAUUGGAACAAACAAUGUUUCCUAAUUCAAUAGCAAGUAUAAAAACAUUAAUCGAUUCACAUAAUAUCACAUUUCAAUGGCUAGCACCAGAAGGUGUUAUUGAUUAUUUCAAUGUGAUUUAUAAUCCCGUAAAUCAACCUAAAUUACAAGAAUCCAGACGUAUUAAUUAUUAUAAUGGUACAAGACCAGGUGAUUUGAUCACCGUUUUCAUUCAGGAUCUAAAACCUGGUGAAGAAUAUUCAUUUCGUUUUUAUGUAAUAAGUUUUAAACUUCGUUCCGAAGGAAUCGGUGUCCAAGUACGAACAAUUCCUGUUAUCGAUUCAGUUAUCAAUGUAAUUGUUGGUGAACAUGAAACAAAAACUUUGGGCAUUAAAUAUACGCCUACACCGUUAAGAAACGUUGUGUUUGAUCGUUAUCGUUUUCAACUUUCGGGCACCACAAUACCAUCGCAAGAAAAACAAUGGAAUGAUACAAAUCGUUUUGUUUUGUUCGAUAAUCUAAUCCCAGGGCGUUUAUAUAAUCUUUCCAUAUGGACUAUAAGUGGUCAAACAUUAUCUGUGCCUAUUCAACGUCAAGCACGUCUUUAUCCAGAACCAAUAAGAAAUAUAAAUGGAUUAUCAAUCACUGAUUCAGAGAUUACGUUAAGUUGGGAUGUACCUUAUGGUGAUAAAGAUGGUUAUGAAGUACAAUAUUUUGAUCCACAUGAAAAAACACUUGUCGUGAAUGUUACAUUAAUCGAAAAGAUUGAAUAUCGUAAUCUAAAGCCACAUAAUAAUUAUACAUUCAUCGUGACGACAUUAUCCGGUUAUGGUACAUCGACAAUGUUACGAUCGACACCAAUAUCACAGACAUUUCUAACACUUGAAUCAGUACCAGGCAAAGUAUCGUAUUUUCAAUCCGUGGAUGUAAAACCAAAUGAAAUAACAUUACAAUGGUCAUUACCACAAUCUGAAAUGAAUGGUAUUCUUACUGGCUAUAAAAUUGUCUAUUGGAUCAAAUCAACUGGUACAAUAAUUACUAAACAUCAAUUAUUUGAACCAUAUGAAACACAAGGUACUAUUUAUAAUCUAUUACCGGGUAAAACAUAUGUAUUUCAAAUACAAGCUCAUACUAAAGUUGGACCCGGUCAUAAAGCCGUAUGGGAAGAAACAAUGCCAAUAUGGUCGGCACCAGCACCAGCCGAUACUGUAUUUCCUACUGAAGUUGGCCACAGUACUAGAACGAUACGAAUUCGAUUUCGUAAAAAUUAUUUCUCCAAUAUGUACGGUUCAAUUCAAUCGUAUGCAAUCAUUGUAGCUGAAGAUGAUACAGUCAAUUCAAAUGUUUUAGAUAUAUCAUCAUGGUUCGAUAUACAAGAUUAUAGUGUAUGGCCACCAUAUCAAACAAAUGAUCCAUUUUAUCCAUUUAAUAAUUCACAAAUUGAAGAUUAUGUUAUUGGUGCUGAACAAUGUGAUAUUAAACAACAUUUACGACAUUCGACAUCGAUUCGAGGUGGUUCCCCAAAAUAUUGUAAUGGACCAUUAAAACCGGGUUCUACAUAUAAAAUCAAAAUACGAGCAUUUACAACGGCCGAAAAAUUCACCGAUACCGUUUAUUCAUAUGCAAUGUCUACAGAUCCAGAUCAUACGGCACUUUAUCUAUCCAUAUUAGCUCCAUUUAUAUUUCUUACCUUGUUGAUUCUUCUGGUUGUCUAUUUACGCCGAAAUCGAUUAGGUCCAUUCAAAGAUGGUGGAAAAUUCAUUCAUCAACAUCCACAUCAUCAUAUGUCAACGAUUGGACCGAAUGGAAUGCCAAUCAUGUUGAAAGAUGGCACUGGACUUGGUGGUGUCAAUGUAUUGGGUAAUGCAGCGGGUAGUGCUGUAGGCGAUAAUUUAUCGAUUGUAGAAGGUGAAAUGAUCACUAAUAGACCGAUAAAAUUCAAAGAUUUCGCAGAUCAUUUCAGAUUGAUGUCGGCUGAUUCAGAUUUUCGUUUUAGUGAAGAAUUUGAACUAUUGAAACAUGUUGGACGUGAUAGGCCGUGUAAUGCGGCUGAUUUACCGGUUAAUCGGCCGAAAAAUCGUUUCACUAACAUUUUACCAUAUGAUCAUUCACGGGUUAAAUUAUUACCCACCGAUGAUGAAGAAGGAUCAGAUUAUAUUAAUUCCAACUAUAUACCGGGAUUUAAUUCACCAAGAGAAUUUAUUGUCACACAAGGUCCAUUACAUUCAACACGUGAUGAUUUCUGGCGUAUGGUUUGGGAACAGAAUUCUCGUGCAAUUGUUAUGCUUACAAGAUGUAUUGAAAAAGGUAGAGAAAAAUGUGAUCGUUAUUGGCCAUACGAUACACAGCCAGUAUUCUAUGGCAAUAUACAGGUGACCAUUUUGAAUGAAACACAAUAUCAAGAUUGGACAAUUUCGGAAUUCAAAGUGAUGAGGGGUGAUCAAUAUCGUAUUGUUCGACAUUUUCAUUUCACAACAUGGCCAGAUUUCGGUGUACCAGAACCACCGAAUACAUUAGUAAAAUUUGUUCGAUCAUUUCGUGAAAGAAUCACUGCCGAUAAUAAUAAACCAAUUAUUGUACAUUGUUCGGCUGGUGUCGGCCGAUCUGGUACAUUCAUUGCAUUGGAUCGUAUUCUACAACAUGUUAAAAAAUAUGAUACGGUCGAUAUAUUUGGUAUUGUUCAUGAAAUGCGUAAAGAACGUGUCUGGAUGGUUCAAAAUGAGCAACAAUAUAUUUGUAUUCACGAAUGUUUGAUGAGUGUCCUGGAAGGUAAAGAAGAAUUAAUCGAAAUGCACGAAAAUCCUGGUUAUGAAGAUGACGAAGCAAUGGCUGAAUCUGGAAUUUAAUAAUAAAAUUUCUAACUAUCCAAUGAAGUGAUAAAAAUUAUCGAACCAGAAAAAAAGUGUGAAAUGAAUUAGCUUAAUGAACUAUGUGUGUGUGUGCUAAUACGAUAAUUAUGGAAAAAUUGGCAGCAAGAAAAAAGUCAUUUUGUGAUAUAAUGAUGAUGAUGAUGAUAGACCAGAUGAUCAGACCGAGAAACCAAGAUUUAUAAACUUGGUUUAUUAACUUAGUUUUUUUUUGUUGUUGUUGUUCAUGUUUACAACUAUUUUGCAUAAUUUGUUCUUCACAACAUUUGUUAUCUGAUUUCUUUUCGACAAAAAAAAAACAUUUUUUUUUUUGUUCACCGUUAUUCUUAAGCAGCUCACAUUCUCAUCAUGAUGACUCUGAUGGCUAAUGUACACACACUCACACACACACCUAGAUGAAACCAUUGAUUUGUGUAAACAUGAAUGAAAAAAUAAUUCCCAUACGACGAUGAUACUCAUGGAAAAACAACAUCAUUAUCAUCAUAAUAUAUAUAAAAUUCAAACUGAUUGAUUCAAUGAUAUUUUGU
Molecule: messenger RNA, 5458 nt
Organism: Dermatophagoides farinae (American house dust mite)
Lineage: Eukaryota; Metazoa; Arthropoda; Arachnida; Sarcoptiformes; Pyroglyphidae
Gene: Ptp10D
Product: Protein tyrosine phosphatase 10D
Biological process (GO): protein dephosphorylation
Molecular function (GO): protein tyrosine phosphatase activity; protein binding
Source: RefSeq, a predicted model, not a curated record